CAAAGUUUUGCUGACAAGGAGCAUUUUCAACACAAAUCACGCCGCAGCCAGCCUCACAGAGUCGUAGUCAUAUCCAAAUUCUGAUACGGAAUAACUUGAGGUUUUAGCAUUCGCCUGACCCUAUUUUCGUCCUGCCAGAUGCCAGAUUCGUCGAGAUCUCGGCCGUCUUCACGUCGCGGUGUCCCUUGUCACUAUGACAGAGAUCGCGUCACCCAGCCCAACACACACAAAUCUGCCUCCAGCUCCCGGCGAGAAUGGUCAACACCACGAGGGACCGCCAUCCACAACGGGCCCUGAAACCACAAAAUCCGUCAAAAAAGAACCCGAUAAUCCAUCACAGGCCACUAACGGAUUCGAUAACCAUAACGGAGCUCUUGAAUCGCCCGACGAGCAGCAGACCGAGGCCGAGCAUCCGCAGAGCAACGGAACCCGCCACGCGCGAGAGGCGACGAACGCAGACGAUGGCCCCCCUGCCAAACGACGCCGAGUACGUGACACAACGCCGAACAACACGGUGCGCAAACCGAAGCCCGAGUCGCCGCCAUGGAAAAAGAUCGAAGCUGAGGGCCCGACAAGGUUCACAGGUGGCGAUGGUCGUCGAAAGUCGGGGCGUAUUAACACCGUGCCCCUCGAGCUGCAACCUGGCGAUAAACGGAUAACGAGGCGAGUAUCGCAUAAUCAACAGCCUAGUCCGCCUAAGAACCGGAAUGGCUCGAGUAACGGCCAUGGACCGAACCAUAACCCCUCAGCUACGAGUGCAUCCGCCAAGCGUGCCGUGGCCUCGAGCAAACAGCUGCCGUCGAGGCCGCCAACCAACAAGGCUCCUCCGCGAAAAUCUGCAGCACACGAUUCGAAGUCAAGCACCCGUCGCCAAGUGUCUCCGUCAACAAGACAACCUGCCACGCCUGCGAAACAAUCUCUUGGCACGCGCCGUUCGACGCGUCAUCUUAAGGAGAUCAACGACGACGGCGAUGAGACACCCAGCGGGGCGCGCACGAAUCCCCGUAUUAAAAUACGAGUCAGGCCCCCGCUGACGACGAUCCCUCUUGUCCACCGCGAACAGGCAAAUCUACGCCCCAAGCUCGGGCCGAGUUUCGAAGAGUUCUUUGGGCGCGCUGCAGACAUACCGGUGGAGGAAGGGGGCCUCUUCGUUUCGGCUGACGAUGGCCCACGAUAUACGGAGGAGACGGCGUUGGAAGAUGCGCGAGUCAUUCUGCGCGUGGAAAAGGAGGUGGAACCUGGCGGUACCCUCACCGAGGAGAGGUGCUCAGUGUUCGUGCCCGAGCCGGAGGAGGAACCGAGGCACUGGGCGCACGCAGACCAUCUGAUCAAGGCGAUGUCCAAUUUCCGGAAACUGAUGCUCAACGAGCAGCAACGACACCGAGCCGCGGCUAAGAGGCUUGCCAUCGCUUGCGAGGCCGAGUGGAGACGACGAAACCCGCAACCGAAAACAGCAGAAGAAAUCGAACUCGAGCAGGUCGAACAGAGCAAGGCUAGGUGGCGACAAGUGAACAAGGUUAUGACGGGCACUUGGGAAAACGUCAAGGCGGAGGUGAACCGCACACGAUUGGCGGAAUGGGAAGCGGAGGAGCAGCAGAGGGUGAAGGCUGCGCUAAACAAAGCUGUCAGCUUCUCGGAGAAAAAGCUGCAGGCCAGGCAAGCGCGCUUUGAUACGGAAGAACUUUCCGACCAAGACCUGACCGACGAUAUGGUCUCCGAUGGUGACGAUGAAGACGGCUUGGAUGGCGACUCCGACGCGUCCGAUGACAUGGCAGAAGCGGAUGUGGAUGAUGAAGACAACAUGUCAUCCUCGGAUGACGACGAGGACAAGCAAUCUGAGUUGUCCGAUGAGGGCCUUACACAAGAGCAGCUGCGGGAGAAGUAUGCCGAUUUGCCAGCAUUAGAUACCACAUCCGACCUCAAAGCGGGUUCGGACGGAGCUGUCCUAGGAGACGAAACCACAACUCCGGGUCCCGAUCUCGAGGACACCAGCGACGAGUCGAUCGAUAUGGAUGAUGACUUGGGGUCGUCCGAGGAGGAAUCAGAAGAGGAGGGAGAGGAGCAGGGCAGCGACGAGGCCGAAGAGUCUGAUGGUGAACCCGGCGGGCUCCUCGGGCUUCUGUUCGGAAAGUCUGAGCUGAAGAAGCUAAAAGACGAGGCUGCUACCGAAGAAGCCGUGACACAUGAUGUCGACAUGGUAGAUGCUGAUGCUGUCCCGAUACCCGAGGUGCAAGCAGACAACAACCAGCAUGAUGGGAGUGCUUCCAAGGAGGGCGAACAACCGCAAACGGCCGAGACACCGGUCACUGUGGCGGUACCUGAACCACGCCCUGGACUUCUGGCGCGAUCCGAGGAUGAGGUUACCCAGGAGUUAUCUACAGGAACUGAUAUGCGGGAUGUCGCAGCACAACAAUCUUCACUCCCCACCGUGAAUGGUGCGUCAACGGGGUCGGCUACACUCCUAAUAGGGAGCAUGACGUCCUCUCCAACGACUGUGGAGGAUGUUUCCAUGACAGAUGCUCAGGGGGGCGUGGAAGGGAUGUUGUCAAAGACCGACUCGCUUCCGAUCCCAUCAAUAAGGCACCACAGCCCCGAGACCGAACCGAUCACCACAGUGCGCAGCCCAUCCGCAACUCAGUCGCCGCGAGCUUCUGACGACACCAAGCCCACCGAGGCGGAGACGCCUACGUCGGUCUCUCUGCUGCACGCGCCCAAGAGCGACAGCAGAUCCACGUCGCCACAACCCGCAGCGCCCAAAACCGAGAUACCCUUCCUCCUACGCGGGACACUCCGCGAAUACCAGCAUCUUGGUCUCGAUUGGCUUGCGGCGCUCUAUGCUAACAACACGAACGGCAUUCUCGCUGAUGAGAUGGGUCUUGGAAAAACCAUACAGACCAUCGCACUGCUGGCACAUCUCGCCUGCCACCACGAAGUCUGGGGCCCUCACCUGGUGAUCGUGCCCACGAGCGUCAUGCUCAACUGGGAGAUGGAGUUCAAGAAGUGGUGUCCCGGGUUCAAGAUCCUCACCUACUAUGGUAACCAGGAAGAGCGGAAGAGGAAACGCCAGGGGUGGACCAACGAUGACGUAUGGAAUGUGUGCAUCACGUCCUACCAAAUGGUCCUCCAGGAUCAGCAGGUGUUCCGACGAAGACGGUGGCAUUACAUGAUCCUUGACGAAGCCCACAACAUCAAAAACUUCAAGUCGCAACGGUGGCAAACGCUCCUCGGCUUCAACACGCAUUCUCGGUUGCUCCUGACCGGUACCCCGCUGCAAAACAACCUUACCGAGUUGUGGUCGCUGCUGUACUUCCUAGCCCCUCCCGAGAACGGCGAAGGCGGGUUCGUCGACCUCAAGGAGUUUCACAACUGGUUUUCUAGACCCGAAUCACAGAUCCUUGAGAGCGGGCGGGAGCAGCUGGACGAUGAAGCACGCGCCAUCAUCUCAAAGCUGCACAAGGUUCUCCGGCCAUACCUGCUCCGCCGUCUCAAGGCGGAUGUCGAGAAGCAGAUGCCGGCCAAAUACGAGCACGUCGAAUUUUGCCGGCUCUCCAAACGCCAGCGCGAGCUGUACGAUGGCUUCCUGUCUCGUGCGGACACGCGGGAAACACUAAACUCGGGGAAUUACAUGUCGAUCAUCAACUGCCUGAUGCAGCUGCGGAAGGUGUGCAACCACCCGGACCUGUUCGUCGACCGGCCAAUCAUGUCGUCGUUCCGCAUGCAGCGCUCAGUUGCCUCGGAUUUCGACAUCCGCGACCAGCUCGUCAGGAAGAAGCUACUAGCCGUCAAACCGAUGGAGGUCGUGAGCCUCAGUUUCCUCAACAUGAUCCCCACCCAAUAUGAGGGCAUGUCAAGCACCGACGCCGACCGGAUUUCGCAGUUGAGCACCCACCGCAUCCUUCUGGACCUUAGGGAGGCACAAAAGACCCGGGCCAACAAUGCCUACCAUGCCUUGGACCCGGCCUCGGUCAAGUCGAACCUCGUGUACCUCGAGAGCGCUGCGCGGUGGGGUCGCUUCGAGGAGCUGCAGCACUGCGUUUACCUGAACGCGCUCCGUCGCCAACAACGACCCAUCUACGGCAAGCGGCUCGUCGAUAUCUUGACACUAGAUACCCACCGCCGCCCCUACAAGCAACGGCCCAAGGUGCCCCAGAAGAUCAUGAGCUGGUUUGAAGAGGACUCGUACCUUCUGCGCAGCGCCAUCCCGACACUUCAGCAGCGGGCUGACUCGAUGGAGACAACCAUUACCAAGUUCGCCUGCGUUACCCCAGCUGUCGUGACGGGUGACAUGGGAAGACUAUUCUUGGGGCCACAGGGAGUGCAGUCCUUCGUAGAAACGGAUCUGACGCUGUCGGCACCUGUCAAGUAUGCGCCGUACAUGCCAAAGGAGCGGCCGGCAGACCCGUGGCACGAAGCGCGCAUGCGGCUGUCGAUCCAGUUCCCUGACAAGCGUCUCCUCCAGUACGACUGUGGCAAGCUGCAAACCCUCGACAAGCUCCUUCGCCGGCUCCAAGCGGGAGGGCACCGCGCCCUAAUCUUCACCCAGAUGACCAAGGUGCUUGACAUCCUUGAACAGUUCCUCAACAUCCACGGCCACAAGUACCUCCGGCUAGACGGCGCGACCAAGGUCGAGCAACGGCAGAUUCUCACAGACCGCUUCAACCACGACCCGCGCAUUCUCUGCUUCAUCCUGUCGACACGGUCCGGGGGUCUCGGCAUCAACCUCACGGGCGCGGACACGGUCAUCUUUUACGACCAGGACUGGAACCCGGCCAUGGACAAGCAGUGCCAGGACCGGUGCCACCGCAUCGGGCAGACGCGCGACGUGCACAUCUACCGGCUGGUCAGCGAGCACACGAUCGAGGCCAACAUCCUGCGCAAGGCCGGGCAGAAGCAGAUGCUGGACGACGUGGUGAUCCAGGAGGGCGAGUUCACGACCGACUACUUCAACAAGCUGUCGGUGCGCGACGUCAUCGGCACCGACGGCGAGGUGCUCGCCAACGAGGACGACGUCGCCGCCAACGCCGCCAUGGACAGGGUCCUCGGCGGCGUCGAGAGCAGCAGCAACCCGCGCAGCGCCGGCCGCGUGCUGGAGCAGGCCGAGGACAAGGAGGACGUCGCGGCCGCGCGCGUCGCCGAGAAGGAGAUCCAGCAGGACGACGCCGACUUCCUCGAGCAGCAGCCCGCGUCGGGCGUGUCGAGCGUCGGGCAGGGCACGCCGCGGGAGAGCACCACCGAGCCCAUGUCGGCUGUGGGCAAGUCCGGGUUGGGGUUGUUUGCCGAGUCGGCGGAGGAUGGGGUGGUUGUCGGGGAGGAGGAGGUGGUGGAGGUGGAGGUGGAGCACAAUGCGUUCGGGGAGCGGAUGCGUACCAUCGACGAUUACAUGGUGCAAUUCAUGGCCAGGGCGCUUGAGAACACGCCGCUAGACUUGCCCAGGGAUAAGAAGAAGGGCCGGAAGAGGGGCAGGGAUACGAGGAAGCGCUAGGUGGAGGCGUUGUGUGCGGCAAGACAUGGCGUGGCAUGGCAUGACAUGGCGUGUUGGGUUGCGAGUGUAUUAUAAUUAGCAUUCUUUGGACGUCCGCAUACGCUUGGGAUGUAUUGUUUGGGUUUGGUAUAGAUAGGGCUGUGUUGGCCCAAGACUGGGGGAAUGACAGACAUGACGAGACGUGAUC
This is a messenger RNA of Chaetomium fimeti, 5669 nucleotides long. RefSeq names its product SNF2 family N-terminal domain-containing protein. Gene Ontology annotation, biological process: chromatin remodeling. Gene Ontology annotation, cellular component: Swr1 complex. Bases 194 to 5482 code for a protein of 1762 amino acids. Gene Ontology annotation, molecular function: ATP hydrolysis activity; ATP-dependent chromatin remodeler activity; histone binding. The record is from RefSeq and is a predicted model, not a curated record. The transcript has a single exon. Lineage: Eukaryota; Fungi; Ascomycota; Sordariomycetes; Sordariales; Chaetomiaceae.